AUGGCGCUUCCGUCAACAUACAAACAGAUAGCUAUAAAUCAACAGUCUCCUGCUCGUGCUCCAGUCACAUUCAACAUUUUGAAAGCGACUAAAACGGGAUCCUAUCAAAAUGAACGUUUAAGACCUGGUGGAAGUUCCAACCAAUUAUCUGGAUCCAAAGAUCAAAAUCAAAGUCCAUUCAUUCCAAAUAGCCAUGGAAAUCCAGCAUUUCAUCCACAAAAAAUAUCAAAAGCUGCUGCUGAUGCUCGUGGUAUUAAACCUCCCAAGCCACCAGAAAAACCUCUCAUGCCAUACAUGCGAUACAGUCGCAAAGUUUGGGAUCAGGUCAAGGCAGGUAAUCCUGAUUUGAAGUUAUGGGAAAUUGGUAAAAUUAUUGGACAAAUGUGGAGGGAUCUUCCCGAUGAAAACAAACAAGAAUACAUUGAUGAUUAUGAAUCAGAAAAGUUGACCUAUGAAAAAGCUAUGAAGUUAUAUCAUACCUCACCAGCAUAUUUAGCCUAUUUACAAGCAAAAAAUAAAGGUAAAUUAAAUCAAGUAGAAGAUAGAGAACCACAUGAAAGAUCAACAGGAGGUGGUAAACAAGCUGCUGCAGAUCGAAGAAUUGAAAUACAACCAGCAGAAGAUGAAGAAGAUCAAGAUGAUGGAUUCAGUGUUAAGCAUGUAGCUUAUGCAAGAUAUAUAAGAAAUCAUAGAUUGAUUAAUGAAAUAUUUUCUGAUAGUGUUGUCCCCGAUGUACGUUCAGUGGUCACUACUGCUCGUAUGCAAGUUUUAAAGAGACAGGUUCAAAGUUUAACUAUGCACCAGAAAAAAUUGGAAGCAGAAUUACAACAAAUUGAAGAAAAAUUUGAUACUAAAAAAAGAAAAUUUAUUGAAUGUAGUGACACAUUCCAACAAGAACUAAAAAAACACUGUGUUCAAGCAGUAUCAGAAGAAGCAUUUCAAAAAAUGGUAGAACGCCAGGUUGAGAUACUGCAAAAAGAACGAACUAAAACUGUGGGCACGCCAGGACCCCCUGAAGAAUUUUCUAAAGUACAUUGUGAACAGCAGUUGGAACAAAAUGGAGCUGUACCAUCAGUUGAGGAAGAUACUUCAUCAUGUGUGGUUCCUUCUAGUACCACUGAUGAUAGUUCAAAUAUGGAAGUUGAGUCUGGUAUAACUUCUGACAGUUCAUCAAAAUCUGAACAACUUGUAUCAGAAACUAGAGAAAAUGGAGAAAUUGCAACUUCUCCACCACAACCCUCACAUCAAACUCAAUUAUUGAAAGAACAGCAGCCAACACAAAUUCCAUCACAACAGCAUUUACAAUUCCAAGCACAACAUGCUCCUCAAUUCCAAGCACAAUCACAAUUUCAACAGCAACUAUCACAAACACAACCUCUGCAGCCUCAGCCUUCUCAACAAUCGCUACAGCCGCCUCAACAACAACUUUUACAGACACAGCCUUCAUUACAGCAAUUGCCACAAGCUCAGCCUUCAUUACAGCAAUUGCCACAAGCUCAGCCUUCAUUACAGCAAUUGCCACAAGCUCAGCCUUCAUUACAGCAAUUGCCACAAGCACAACCUUCAUUACAGCAAUUGUCACAAGCACAGCCUUCGUUACAUCAAUUGCCACAGACACAGCCUGAUAUACAGCAACUAUUGCAGCCACAGAAUUCGUUUCAGCAACUAACACAGCAACAACCACCAGAACAAGUUGCUCCACAACCACAGCCUCAACAACAACACUCUCCUCAACCACAGUUGCAGUCACUGAAUCAUCAACAACAACCUUUGCAAUCAAAUGUGUUACAACCACAAGCUCCACAGCAACAGUCUUUACAGCCACAAACUCCACAACAACAGUCUUUACAGCCUAAUCCUCCUCAACAACAGUCUUUGCCACCAAACUCCCCUCAACAACAACAUUUACAGCCAAGCUCUCCGCAACAACAACCUUUGCAGUCACAUCCUCCUCAACAACAGCCUUUACAACCAAAUCCUCCUCAACAACAGCCUUUACAGCCUAACCCUCCUCAACAACAACCUUUGCAGUCGCUUGUUCCACAGCAACAGCUUUUACAACCACAUCCUCCCCAACAACAGCCUCUACAACCACAUCCUCCCCAACAACAUUCUUUACUGCCACAUAUCCCUCAGCAAAAUUCUUUACAGACUCAACUUCAACAGCAGCCUCAAACUCCACAGCAACAGCCUUCUGUGCAACCAUCAUCAAUUCCAACACCUCCUCAGCAACAAUCUCCACAACCCCCACAGACACAACAAUCACCCACCCCGCAGAUACAACAAUUGCAGACUCAACUUCCUCAACAAUUACAAACCCAACAGCCACAAGUGCAAAUAUCACCACAGCCUCAAUUGCAACCACCACAAUCGCAAUUGCAACAACCACAAUCUCAACCACAGCCCCCUCCAGUCAUGGUGCCACCACCACCUUCUAUUCCACCAGCAUUGGGAUCAGAUUCGCCUUCAAAUGUUGUUUCAUCAACUACAGAAUCACCACCGAAAUUACCAGAAACUAAAGCUUAUUCUGCUCCUUCAACUCAACCAUACCCACCAUUAUCACAGUCUUACACUCAAGGACCUUCAUUUCAACUGUCACAGAACUCUCAAGUUAAUGUUCCAAAUGUAUAUCCACCAAAUCAAGCUUCCUCUAAUGCUGCUCCUCCACAACAUCCACAUUCAGGUAUGAUGCAGCCUCCUCAAAUUCCUCCUCCAUCAUCUCAAGGAACACCGUCACCAACUCCGUCAACUGGAUUUCCUCCAUAUCCACAACAGCAACCUUAUUCAUCUCAAGCAAUGCCACCCAGGCCUUAUACAUACCCUCCACAACCGUAUCCUCAGUAUACGCCCCAUCCAUAUUAUCAUCAAGCUCCUUAUCAACAGUAUCCGCCACCACCUCCACGCGUAGCAUAUCCUCAACAAAUAGGUACUGUUAAUCAAGAUACAAAUCAACCACCACUUGAAAAUAUGUAUAAUGCACCUUCAAUUUCUGGACCAUCUGAAACACCAAAUGAUGAAAAUAAGCAAUUAAUUGAUGAAGUGAAAUCUACUGAACCAAACACAGCUCACGAGAAACCGGCUGAACCAGAAGAAACAGUACCUCAACCAUCUUCAGCAAAACUUGACGAAGUUUCACAAUAA
Molecule: messenger RNA, 3141 nt
Organism: Macrosiphum euphorbiae (potato aphid)
Lineage: Eukaryota; Metazoa; Arthropoda; Insecta; Hemiptera; Aphididae
Source: the annotation of a GenBank genome assembly